This is a messenger RNA of Pestalotiopsis fici W106-1, 561 nucleotides long. RefSeq names its product ADP-ribosylation factor 6. The record is from RefSeq and is a predicted model, not a curated record. Lineage: Eukaryota; Fungi; Ascomycota; Sordariomycetes; Amphisphaeriales; Sporocadaceae. Gene Ontology annotation, cellular component: cytoplasm. The coding region runs from base 1 to 561 and encodes 186 amino acids. The transcript is spliced from 3 exons. Gene Ontology annotation, biological process: vesicle-mediated transport; intracellular protein transport. Gene Ontology annotation, molecular function: GTPase activity; GTP binding.
AUGGGUGGCCAAUUCAGCAAGAUGAUGGGCAAGAUCUUUGGAUCCAAGGAGAUGCGACUUUUGAUGUUGGGUCUCGACGCCGCUGGAAAGACGACCAUUCUGUACAAGCUCAAGCUUGGCCAGGACGUGACGACGAUUCCCACCGUCGGCUUCAACGUCGAGACGGUGACGUACAAGAAUGUCAAGUUCAAUGUCUGGGAUGUUGGUGGUCAGGACAAGAUUCGUCCCCUUUGGAGACACUACUUUAGCGGAACCCAGGGCUUGAUCUUUGUCAUUGACUCAUCCGAUCGCGCCAGAAUCGAAGAGGCCAAGCAGGAGCUGCACCGCAUCAUCAACGACCGAGAAAUGAAGGACAGUCUGCUCUUGGUGUUUGCAAACAAGCAAGACAUUCGAGAUGCCAUGAAACCACAAGAAGUUACCGAUGCCCUACAACUCAACAAGCUCAAGGACAAGGUCUGGUACGUUGUGCCAUCUUGCGCAACCACGGGAGAAGGUCUGCUCGAAGGUCUUGCCUGGCUCUCCAACAAUGUCAAGGCACCUCCAGCACCUGCCAAGAAGUAG